Messenger RNA from Closterium sp. NIES-65, 639 nucleotides. Lineage: Eukaryota; Viridiplantae; Streptophyta; Zygnematophyceae; Desmidiales; Closteriaceae. The record is from the annotation of a GenBank genome assembly.
AUGGAGACGAUUCCCCUGCUGCGCGGGGAGGCGGGAGGCGCGCUGGCGCCGACGGAGACGAUUCCCCUACUGCGCGGGGAGGCGGGAGGCGCGUUGGCGCCGACGGAGACGAUUCCCCUGCUGCGCGGGGAAGCGAGAGGCGCGUUGGCGCCGACGGAGACGAUUCCCCUGCUGCGCGGGGAGGCGGGAGGCGCGCUGGCGCCGACGGAGACGAUUCCCCUGCUGCGCGGGGAGGCGGGAGGCGCGUUGGCGCCGACCGAGACGAUUCCCCUGCUGCGCGGGGAGGCAGGAGGCGCGCUGGCGCCGACGGAGACGAUUCCCCUGCUGCGCGGGGAGGCGGGAGGCGCGCUGGCGCCGACGGAGAUGAUUCCCCUGCUGCGCGGGGAGGCGGGAGGCGCGUUGGCGCCGACGGAGACGAUUCCCCUGCUGCGCGGGGAGGCGGGAGGCGCAUUGGCGCCGACGGAGACGAUUCCCCUGCUGCGCGGGGAGGCGGGAGGCGCGUUGGCGCCGACGGGGAUGAUUUCCCUACUGCGCGGGGAGGCGGGAAUGGAGAAAGAAUGGGAGAGGCCCGAUGGGCCCGGAGGCCUGGGCGUCACGACGAAGGAUCUGCGGGAGCAAGAGCGGCUAGGGAAGGAUUAG